UUCGUCUAGCCGUCACUGCAUCUUCGCUGCUACUUCCUCUUCUCUCUUUCUUUCUUUCUCUUCUCAAUUCCUUUCAUUUACCCUUUUUUCUUUUUUUUUUUUGUUUCCUUCUCAGCUUCUGAAACUGGGUGCCCUUUUUCCACUUCAUGUUAUUAACUUUUUGUGUGAAAAAAGAUGGUAGCAGAGUCUUGGUUUCGCAGUCUUUGGAAAUUUCCGAGGAGGCAUAGGGGAGGCUCUGAGAAGGUUGAAAUUGGAGUAUUAACGUUUGAAGUUGCGAGCUUGAUGUCUAAGCUUGUGCAUCUAUGGCAGUCUCUGAGUGAUAAGCAGAUUAUCAGGUUGAGAGAGGAGAUCAUAAGUUCUGUGGGGAUUAAGAAGCUAGUAUCCGACGAUGAAGAUUACAUCGGAUGCUUGAUAUGUGCAGAAAUGAUUGAAAGUAUUACACAUGUGGCAAAGUCCCUGGCUAGGCUUGCAACGAAAUGUAGUGAUCCAGGUUUGAGGAGUUUUGAACUUUUCUUCGCUGAGUUGGUCCAGAUUGAUGCUGACCAUUAUGGUUGGAUUUUUUCGUUAAAGAAGAUGGACAAAAAAGUGAAGAAGAUGGAACGAUUCAUUUCGGUGAAUGCAUCUUUGUAUCAAGAGAUGCAAAUGCUUGCAGAUCUUGAGCAAACUCUAAGGAGAAUGAAAAGUGGUGAUACGAAGCCAGAGAAUUUAGUUGAUUUUCAGAAGAAGGUUAUGUGGAAGCAGCACGAAGUGAAGACCUUGCGGGAGAUGUCUCUUUGGAAUAGGACUUACGACUAUACAAUUCGCCUUUUGGCAAGAUCAAUAUUCACAAUAUUUGGUAGGAUCAAACAUGUCUUUGGAAUUGAACAAAAUGUAGAUGAUGGGGAUUCAAGGGUGACGAAUUCAUAUUUUAUGUAUCGCAGCCAAUCAGUUUCUACCUUAAUGCAAUCUUCAGUUCAUCCAACCGAGAAUACUAGCCUUACCAGAUUUUCUUCGGGUCCCUUAGGAAUGUUUAGCACUAAAUCAGGUCCAAUUCCAAAACCAAAUAAAACUAAUUAUUUUCAUUCUGGGCCUCUUGGUGGCUCAACCACAAAAACAGGCUCUAUUGUUGGAAAGAAUGGAAAUUUCAACUUCCAUUCAGGUCCGCUAGGGAGGUCUACAGCAAAGUCAGGACCACUUUUUGGAAUGGAUAAAAUCAGCAAGAAGAUUUGGCAGACUAACGGCCACCCAGCUGCUCCUAACGGAAAGCAACCACAUUUGAAAAGCAACAGAUUGACUCGAGUAGGACCUUUUAAAGGAUGCAUGAUAGCAGCUGAUGGUGCUACCAACAGAAAUUGUUAUAGGAGUUCAAAUGGCAUUCAUUCAGGAAUUCUUAAUGGAACCAAAGAUGGAAAUCCUAACCUUCCUGAAGAAGAUGCUGCUCAAACUAGUUCAUCAGCAUUCAAAUCUCAAUGCAGGUUGUUGGAUGCUCCACCUGAAACCCUUGGUGCUUCUGCUUUAGCCCUGCACUAUGCAAAUGUUAUCAUUGUAAUUGAGAAGUUAGCAGCAUCUCCUCACUCGAUUGGUCAUGAUGCUAGAGAUGAUUUGUACAACAUGUUGCCUGCAAGUAUGAGAACUGCACUAAGGGUAAGGCUAAAACCAUAUGCAAAGAGCUUAACUUCAUCGGUUUAUGAUACAGAGCUUGCAGGAGAAUGGACUGAGGCAAUGUCUGACAUAUUAGAGUGGUUAUCACCACUAGCUUAUAACAUGAUUAGAUGGCAAUCUGAGCGGAGUUUUGAACAGCAAAACUUUGUUUCCAGGACUAAUAUCCUUCUGGUUCAGACUCUGUACUUUGCAAAUCGAGAAAAAACUGAAGCAGCAAUUACUGAGAUUCUUGUUGGUCUGAAUUAUGUCUGGAGACUCGGUAGAGAUCUCAAUGCAAAGGCUCUGCAGGAAUGUGCAAGCAGUAGAAUCAUUAAUGAAUGUUUGGACCUAGAGAAAUAAAGUCAUUUGACCUCAGUUGGAGCAUCUCCGCGUAUGAAUGGCAUCAGGUUGAAUGUUGGCAAGAUUCCAUUUCAUGUCAGCAACAGAGGCUUCCCUGUUCUAUUCGCCAGCAUUGAUUGAAGAUGAAAGAAUGAUACAGCCUACUGUGAAAUACAGAAUAAAGCAUUCUUUGUGAGUCAGAGGUAUAGUUUAAGCUUCAAAAUAAUUUAUUUUAUACUUUUCCCGGGGGGGGGGGGGGGGAAGUGCUGGUGAUCUUUUCCUAGUUUUGAAGAUUGUUUCAGUAUUAUCUUAGUCAUAAUACCAUUUCUAGUUAAGCAGUCAUCAUGAAAUAUGUAUAAUACGAUAAUAUUUAGGGAUACCCUUUUAAAUUAGUUGUAUACUUACCGUAUAGGUUUAUUCAUAGAUUUAUAUGUUGCGCAUGCCUCUUGCCUGGGUGUGCUUUUAUCUAGCAGGCAAUGUUUGAUCUGACAAUAGAGAGUUUUUCACUCUUUGAUAACUGAAGCAGAUGUAAAUCAGGCCAGAAUCCGAGGUUGAACGUAACCUUUCUUAGAGGUGGGCUAUCAUCUUUAUGGCCAGCUAUGACAUUGCAGUGAGGUUGUUUGAAAUUGUUUUGGUAAAUGAUCUCGCAUGGUAUGUUUUGUUGAAUGUAAUGUUUGGCGAAGAGUAUUUAGCCGGAUUUUCCAUACAUGCCUAAUUUCUACGGGAUUGGAGAAAUCUUGCAGGCAUUUAGAAAUUUCAAUGAAUGGACUGAAACUGAUGUACAUGGUAGCUGAUAAACAUCUGGUUUUGGUUUCCCGAGUAGCGUAAUUGUAUUGCUUAAGAAAGAAAUGUGGUUAGAGCAUUUUGUUUUAGAUUCUUUCAAGCUUGAGAGCUUCUGUUGAUGUUUAUCAUCACCUCAAGUUGUCAUUUUUCCUGCAUAUGCAUUGUUUUUCCUAGAUACCAGUUGAUCAUAAUUUUGGUUCCUUAGAGCAGAGGCAACUGCCUCUCUUUUUUCUUUUCUUCAGUUCUUCAGAUGUGCGGUUAAGAAAGAUGAGAAAUGUUAAGAGUCUAAAAAGUAUUAGUCUGCAUAGUAUGAAUGUGAGACAUUAAUGUUAUGUUUGAUACGAGGAUGGAGAAAAAUAUUUAAUUUAAUGGCAGAGAUUUAUAACAGUAUAUGCUAUUCUGUUGAUUUU
Messenger RNA from Durio zibethinus, 3152 nucleotides. RefSeq lists its product as uncharacterized. NCBI's taxonomy places the organism in Eukaryota, Viridiplantae, Streptophyta, Magnoliopsida, Malvales, Malvaceae. The record is from RefSeq and is a predicted model, not a curated record. Gene Ontology annotation, biological process: positive regulation of growth.